This is a messenger RNA of Adineta steineri, 297 nucleotides long. The record is from the annotation of a GenBank genome assembly. Lineage: Eukaryota; Metazoa; Rotifera; Eurotatoria; Adinetida; Adinetidae.
AUGGAUAAAGGCUUUUUUCAAAGUUAUAUAACGAUAGUAUGGAUUGUUAUCUUUCUUCAAGCAAUUGGAGGUUUAAUAAUUGCUAUAGUUAUCAAAUAUGCUGAUAACAUUAUCAAAGGUUUUGGUACUUCUCUUUCGAUUCUUUUUUCAUCCGUUAUUUCCUUCUUUGUUUUACAUGAUUUUACACCGACGUCAUUUUUCUAUAUUGGAACAAUGUGUGUUUUAACUGCAACAUUUCUUUAUGGGUGGGAAAAACCUAAAGUAACACCAUCGGCUAAUGAUCAACCACGUGUUUAA